This is a messenger RNA of Anopheles coluzzii, 723 nucleotides long. It is a transcript of the gene mRpL23, whose product is annotated as probable 39S ribosomal protein L23, mitochondrial. Gene Ontology annotation, molecular function: structural constituent of ribosome. The transcript has 2 exons. Gene Ontology annotation, cellular component: ribosome; mitochondrial large ribosomal subunit. Gene Ontology annotation, biological process: mitochondrial translation. Lineage: Eukaryota; Metazoa; Arthropoda; Insecta; Diptera; Culicidae. The coding region runs from base 176 to 631 and encodes 151 amino acids. The record is from RefSeq and is a predicted model, not a curated record.
AAUUAUCACAUUCGUCCGGUGCGAAAGAGCUAUCAAACUUUGUUUGCGAGUUUCGCAGAAUAGACGGUGUGUAGAAUCAGUUGACAUAUGCCAUCUACGCAUGUUUACGAAUGGUGUUAUUUAAUCGUCAGAAAUAUAAAAAAAAUCGAUAUUGUUACAAUCAAAACUUUAAAUAAUGUCGUCCCGAUGGUAUCCGAUUUAUCAACGAGGCAAUCCGCAACUGCGGGUAUUUUUACCUAACUUCUGGCUGAAGCUAGUACGACCCGCGAAUGAGCAGCCCCCAAAUGUUGUGCAGUUUGCCUGCUCCAUGGAAAUGACCCGGCAUGAUGUGAAAAACUAUUUGGAAAAAAUAUACAAUGUUCCUGUGGUAAAUGUUCGUACGCGGAUUGCAUUGGGUGGCACAAAAAGAGAUUUGGUAUUGGGAUACAUCACUAAGGAGGAGGAUACCAAAUACGCCUAUGUCACUUUGCCAAGAACCAAGCAAUUUACUUUCCCUGACAUUUUCCCAACGGACGCAAAGCAGAAGAUAGAAGAUGAUAAAAAAUCGCUGGAAGACGCGAAGAAAAACCACAAGAAGUUUCUAGAUAAAAACAAAGAUCGACCCGGCACGCCUGGUUGGUUUUCUAUUUAGUAACCAGCACUUAGGAAUUAUCAGAUUAGCAACCGAACUAUGCCAGCAAGUUAUGUUAGUUCAAAACUAAUAAAACUAAUUUUAUUACUUCA